AUGCAGUUAGAUAGUGCUAUACGUGCUAGAAAAUUAUUCUCCAAUGGAAAAAUCCAGAAUUCUUUAGGGGAGGGAGGUGGUCAACUACUUGGACCAGGACUGUCAAAUCUUGAAUAUGGACAUCUGGGUGAGAUUAUGGGCCGUUCUGUUUGGGCUCCUCAGAUUUUCAAUUGUGGGGCUCCCGAUACCGGAAAUAUGGAGGUUUUGCUACGCUAUGGGACUAAAGAUCAACUAGAACAAUGGCUUAUCCCCUUGCUUGAUGGCCAAAUACGUUCUGGUUUUGCAAUGACCGAACCACAAGUAGCAUCCUCCGAUGCUACAAAUAUAGAGUGCUCCAUUAAAAGAGAUGGAGAUUCUUAUAUAAUUAAUGGAAUCAAGUGGUGGACAAGUGGGGCUAUGGAUCCAAGGUGCAAACUUCUCAUCGUUAUGGGUAAAACAGAUUUUGAUGCCCCAAAGCACAAGCAACAGUCCAUGAUCCUUGUUGAUGCUAAAACUCCUGGGGUACAUAUUAAGAGACCCCUGAUGGUGUUUGGCUUUGAUGAUGCCCCUCAUGGCCAUGCUGAAGUGUCCUUUCAAAAUGUACGUGUGCCAACCAAGAACAUUUUACUUGGAGAAGGUCGUGGAUUUGAAAUUGCUCAGGGUAGGUUAGGACCUGGAAGGCUGCAUCAUUGCAUGAGACUUGUUGGUGCAGCGGAGCGUGGUAUGCAAAUGAUGACUGAAAGAGCACUUCAACGUAAAGUGUUUGGUAAACUGAUUGCUGAGCAAGGCUCAUUCCUCUCUGAUAUUGCCAAGUGUCGUGUAGAGCUAGAGAAAACUAGACUUCUGGUUCUGGAAGCUGCUGACCAACUUGAUCGUCUUGGAAACAAAAAGGCCCGUGGGACCAUUGCAAUGGCUAAGGUAGCUACUCCAACUAUGGCGCUGCAAGUGCUGGACAUGGCCAUGCAGGUGCAUGGCGCCCUGGGCUUGUCCUCUGACACUGUCUUGUCACAUCUGUGGGCUACGGCAAGGACCCUGAGAAUCGCCGAUGGUCCAGAUGAGGUACAUUUGGGUACUAUUGCCAAACUGGAACUGCGAAGAUCCAGGCUUUAAGGAUUCUAGAAUAUGCAGAAACAUAAACUUAAUAACUGUUGUAGAUUGCUACUGGAGAAAGAAAUAAAUGUUGUGAAGUUAUGUAGAAUGCAUCCAUGAGAAAAGGGCAUUGUAGGCUCAGCAAUGUAAUUGGUUAUACACCCUGUAUCUUAUUAAGGUAAUUGAGAAUGCUCAUAGAAAAUACAAAACUGUAUUUCAUUUGAAAUUCUGUAAUUGGGAAAAUUCUAGUGUUUGAAUGGCUUAAAAUUUGUAAUCGGUCAAAAUUCUGUAACAGUUGAGAAAUUCUAUGAAACCAAGGAUUUAGAAUUAUAGUUUA
This is a messenger RNA of Spinacia oleracea (spinach), 1405 nucleotides long. Its product is annotated as probable acyl-CoA dehydrogenase IBR3. Bases 1 to 1089 code for a protein of 362 amino acids. Gene Ontology annotation, cellular component: cytoplasm. Gene Ontology annotation, biological process: fatty acid beta-oxidation using acyl-CoA dehydrogenase. NCBI's taxonomy places the organism in Eukaryota, Viridiplantae, Streptophyta, Magnoliopsida, Caryophyllales, Amaranthaceae. The transcript has 7 exons. The record is from RefSeq and is a predicted model, not a curated record. Gene Ontology annotation, molecular function: flavin adenine dinucleotide binding; acyl-CoA dehydrogenase activity.